AUGCGUUUCGUGAAUGGUGACGGAACAACGGCCCUACACGCAAACACCAACACGGAGCUUAAAAGCUAUGAAAUUUGCAUUGAUCUCCCACCAAGUGCCGAGAGCCCAUCCAGUGUUCCUUCUAGUGUCCCCAGCGCGUCACCCACAGGCUUUGGAACCCUAAACUUUGGAUCGACACCCCUUCGACAAGAUCCAAAUCUAGUCUUCACCAGUUCAGAAGCCACGAUGGAGGCAUGGUACAAACUCUAUUUGCUUACCGGCACCAGCUCUGGCAAUGACAACAGAGCCACUGUCGCCAUUAUUCAAGAUAGUUCGAAUGACUACUUUGUCAUGAUUGCUUACAAUGGGAGGAACCUGCCCAGUGGCGCGGCAGGUACCGCCGAUGUGGAUGUAACGACGAAUAGUGGAUCCCUGAGUGUCAGUUAUUCCCAGAACUCGGGAGAGGCCACAGUAAUCAACAGUCAACUUGUGGAAGGACGUUAUGGUUGGAAUUUUGACUCACAGGAUGGCUUGGUGGUCCAGGCAGCUUCUGGUGCCACAGUGUGUUUUGAUCACAUUGCAUCAUCGUUGGUGGGCAUGAGUUUUGUGCAAGGCGACAACACGGUUAUCGAAAUUGCGUCAUCCAACCAAGAGGUGGUGAAUAAUGUGUUUUGUGUUGUCGUUCCUUUUUAA
Seminavis robusta is the source of this 672-nucleotide messenger RNA. NCBI's taxonomy places the organism in Eukaryota, Bacillariophyta, Bacillariophyceae, Naviculales, Naviculaceae. The record is from the annotation of a GenBank genome assembly.